AUGCGAGUGUCAGUAUAUGGGCGUGUCCUACCUCCAUCUCGGGGUGAUAUUUGUGUGGACACUCCCACCAGGCCCCUCGUUCACCAGGAUUAUCAUGUGACAGGUCAGCUGACCCGGAGUAUCUCUUUGGAGUGCGAGGCGCUAGAGGCUAGAGCACAGUUUCUAUUAGUAACUUACUGCAGGAGCUGCACCAGACUGGAGUCACCUACAGGCUCAGGGCUUCCCCAGAGGGGGGCCAGCCAGGCUUCCUCCCUCACCCCCAGGAACAGGCCCUGCAGAACGUCAGUGGGAAUCCGCCGAAAUUGCAACAUUGGAUUUAAAUCUCCGGUUCAGUCUCUCAAUCUGAGCCGGCCUCCCGGAGCCCAUGAGGAUACCCUGGAAAGAGAGAUCUCAGAACUGAAGCAGAAGGAGGCCUCUCUAGAUAAGGAUAUCGCACAACUGGAGGCAGAAGGUUACCAUCUUGCAGAAUUAGACAAGCACAUCUCCCUUCUUCACCAGUACAAUGAGUUAAAGGAUACAGGGCAGAUGUUAUUAGGCCGACUGGCUUUUCUGAGGGGAGUCACCACCAAAGAUCUCUAUGCAGAGUUUGGCAUGGAUUUGGACGAUUAAAGACGAAUGUAGAAUAUAACUACCCCCGCCCCCUUCUUCUUCAUGUCUUAAAGACGAGAACAGUAUGUUAGACUUUGGUGCCUUUUGCAGCACCAGAUCUAGAGUUUCAUACUGCUCAAUAUAUGAGCUAAGGAAAGGGACAAUGCCCUUCAUUAUAAUUUGGUAUAUAUUUUGGGGCCAAUACAGCAGCCUCGGACGUUCUGAGGCAGAUGUAUUAAGCCUGGAGAAGGGAUAAGGAAGUGAUAAAGAAGUGAUAUGUGGAAGGUGAUACCGCACCAGCCAGUCAGAUCCUAAAGGGGGGUACUCACGGGAGAGAUGUGUGCUGAGCGAUCUUAACACUGACCGCUCAGCACACAUCUCUCACCCCGCUCAGCACAGCGCGAUGUGCUGAGCGAGGGGGAAAGCCGACGGGGGGCCGCUCACUCCACACAACGGUGAAGUGAGCGACCCGCUAGAUUGAGCCUGCAUGCAGGCUCAAUCUAGCAUCGGCGAUAGCGAUGCGCGGGGCCGCGCAUCGCUAUCGCUGGAGGGCAUACACACGGCAGAUCCGUGCUUAAAAUCUAAGCAAUCUAGCAAGAUUGCUUAGAUUUUAAGCACGGAUCUCUCCGUGUGUACCCCCCUUAACUGUCAUUUUUCAAAUCCGUAAUGAUUGGCUGGUGUGUUAUCACCUUCCACUUAUUACUGCUUAAUCACUUUUUUAUCCCUUCUCCAGGUUAAUACAUAUGCCCUUCUGUUUGUUGUCAAGCUGUUACCAGGCCGUGCAAGCCAUUGGUUGGUUGAUGGGUAGUUUAACUCCAAUAGGUGGGACAUUGAUGGCUUAGAAUGUUACCAACUAAAAUGUAGGAUUCCUCCCAGUGAAACAAACCUGUGGAAUGGAUUUUAUCAUUUUCAUGUUAAUAAAUAUAUAUAUGAUAGAGAGAAAAUAAAAUCUAAGUAAAUGUG
This is a messenger RNA of Pseudophryne corroboree (corroboree frog), 1551 nucleotides long. RefSeq names its product SWI5 homologous recombination repair protein (gene SWI5). Gene Ontology annotation, biological process: double-strand break repair via homologous recombination. Bases 1 to 609 code for a protein of 202 amino acids. Gene Ontology annotation, cellular component: Swi5-Sfr1 complex; Swi5-Swi2 complex. NCBI's taxonomy places the organism in Eukaryota, Metazoa, Chordata, Amphibia, Anura, Myobatrachidae. The record is from RefSeq and is a predicted model, not a curated record. The transcript is spliced from 6 exons.